Messenger RNA from Capsella rubella, 952 nucleotides. RefSeq names its product tropinone reductase homolog At2g29340-like. Gene Ontology annotation, molecular function: oxidoreductase activity. The record is from RefSeq and is a predicted model, not a curated record. The transcript is spliced from 5 exons. NCBI's taxonomy places the organism in Eukaryota, Viridiplantae, Streptophyta, Magnoliopsida, Brassicales, Brassicaceae. Bases 36 to 824 code for a protein of 262 amino acids.
UACACAUAUUUUGUGGCAUUUCUGAUACAAGAAAGAUGGAUAAAAGAUGGAGUCUUCAAAGUAUGACUGCUCUUGUCACUGGUGGAGCCAGUGGAAUCGGGUAUGCCAUAGUGGAGGAGUUAGCUGGUUUUGGAGCAAGAAUCCAUGUAUGCGACAUAUCUGAAGCUAAGCUCAAUCAAAGUUUAAGCGAAUGGGAAAAGAAAGGGUUUCAAGUGAGUGGCUCAGUCUGUGAUGUAAGCUCUCGUCCUGAGAGAGAGAAACUGAUACAAACCGUCUCCUCGCUGUUCGAUGGCAAACUCAACAUUCUAGUAAACAAUGUUGGGGUAGUUCGUGGGAAGCCAGCAACAGAAUAUGUGGAAGAAGACUUCUCUUUUCACAUGUCAAUAAAUGUGGAAGCUGGUUUCCAUUUUAGCCAGCUUUCACAUCCUCUCUUGAAGGCUUCAGGCAAUGGAAGCAUCGUCUUUGUUUCCUCUGCUUUAGGGAUUGUAUCACUUAAUUCUCAAUCCAUUUAUAGUCUGACUAAAGGAGCUUUGAUUCAGCUAGCUAAAAAUUUGGCAUGUGAAUGGGCAAAAGACGGCAUAAGAGCCAAUGCUGUUGCGCCGAAUAUCAUCAAGACUCCUAUGGCUCAACCUUAUCUUGAGGACUUAAGUUUCAAGGAAGGAUUGCUCAAAAGAACUCCACUUGGUCGCGCUGGAGAGCCGAAUGAAGUUGCAUCACUAGUGGUCUUCUUGUGUCUACCUGCAGCAUCAUACAUAACUGGUCAAACCAUUUGUGUUGAUGGAGGUCUCACUGUUAAUGGCUUCUCUUAUCAGCAAGAGGCUUGAGAAUGGUCAUGUUUCGUUUUUGUCUUGAUUUCAUAAACUCCCUAUUGGCCUUGUAACCUGUGAAACGAUGUUUGAUGCAUGGCAAGCUCAACAUUCUUAUAAGUUAAUCUUUAUUUAAAGAACCUACA